Pestalotiopsis fici W106-1 is the source of this 1368-nucleotide messenger RNA. RefSeq names its product Arginine biosynthesis bifunctional protein ArgJ. NCBI's taxonomy places the organism in Eukaryota, Fungi, Ascomycota, Sordariomycetes, Amphisphaeriales, Sporocadaceae. Gene Ontology annotation, molecular function: L-glutamate N-acetyltransferase activity, acting on acetyl-L-ornithine as donor; L-glutamate N-acetyltransferase activity, acting on acetyl-CoA as donor. Bases 1 to 1368 code for a protein of 455 amino acids. Gene Ontology annotation, cellular component: mitochondrial matrix. Gene Ontology annotation, biological process: L-arginine biosynthetic process; L-ornithine biosynthetic process. The transcript has 2 exons. The record is from RefSeq and is a predicted model, not a curated record.
AUGAGGAUGAUCAACCGGCUGCCGACCCAAUUGGGUCGGAGGAUGUAUUCUGCACCUGCUGGAAUCUCGAUACCGGCUGCAAAGAAGAAGUACAUUCCCUCCAGUGGCACCUAUCCUCUGGGCUUCAAGGUCUCAGGCACCGUUGUCGGAGUCAAGCCCAGCAACACCACAAAGCCAGACCUGGCCUUCAUCACAUCUGAUCGCCCCUGUGCCGCCGCCGCCGUCUUCACCAAGAACAAAUUCCAGGCGGCACCCGUCACAUUUAGUCGCGCAUUGCUGCAGCAGAAGGACAACUCGGACCUGCAGGGCGUGCUCAUCAACUCGGGAUGCGCCAACGCCGUCACUGGCAAGGGCGGACUGGAGGAUGCCGAAGCCAUGGCCACCGAGGCCGACAAGGCCCUCGGUGCCGACAAGGCCACCAUUGUCAUGAGCACUGGAGUCAUUGGACAGAGGCUCCCCAUCAAGAAGAUUUUGGACAAUGUGCCCGUGGCCUACCAAAAACUCGGUUCCACUCAUGACCACUGGCUGACAUGUGCCACUGCCAUUUGCACCACUGACACGUUCCCAAAGCUCAUCUCAAAGUCCUUCACUCUGCCCUCGUCACCCUCUAUUGAGUACCGCAUCGCUGGUAUCACCAAGGGUGCCGGCAUGAUCCACCCCAACAUGGCCACCCUUCUCGGUGUCAUUGCCACGGAUGCCCCCAUUGCUCCCGAGCUGCUUCCGGGUCUGCUCAAGGGCGCUGUCGACAAGUCUUUCAACAGUAUCACGAUUGAUGGAGACACUUCGACCAAUGACACGGUGGCUCUUCUGGCCAAUGGUGCUGCCGGUGGCCAAGAAAUCGCUUCCGAGAACUCGCCAGACUACCAGGCCUUCAAGCAGGCCCUUUCCGGCUUCGCCACCGAACUUGCCCAGCUCAUUGUUCGCGAUGGAGAGGGUGCCACCAAGUUUGUCACCAUUCGGGUGACUGAGUCGUCGAGCGAGGAGGGUGCACGCAAGAUUGCCAGCACCAUUGCCAGGUCGCCACUGGUCAAGACAGCUCUCUACGGCAAGGAUGCAAACUGGGGACGCAUUCUGUGCGCUACUGGAUACUCUCUCAUUACGGAGCCGGGGGCCGGUGUGAACGAGGUUGCCGAGAUCAUUCCGGAAAAGACCAACGUCUCCUUUAUGCCCACAGACGGUAGUGCUGAGCUGAAACUGCUUGUCGACGGCGAGCCAGAGGCUGUUGACGAAGAGAGGGCAGCCCAGAUUCUCGAGCACGAAGAUCUGGAGAUAUUGGUCCGCUUGGGCACGGGCAAGGAGCAAGCCACAUACUGGACUUGCGACUAUUCGCAUGAAUACAUUACAAUCAAUGGAGACUACCGCACAUGA